AUGUGUUUAAUCUUCACCUGUGGUGAGCACACCUUCCGCAAGGAAGUCGAGGGAUACGAGGGCCUCACCUGUCAGUGCCACAACUGUGGUAACUACUCCGCCCAUGUCAUCAAGAGCAACCCGUGGUUUACCUUCUGCUUUGUCCCUGUCAUACCACUUUCCUUCAAAGGCUACCACGAUGUCACCUGCCACGUCUGCAACUUUGCCCAGCCGCUCGAGAACAGACCCGAUGUGAUGAACAUGAAAGGCGGAGGAAACAAUAUACCGAUGCAACAUCAAGGACCUCACCAAGGCUGGGGCGGCCCACCACCUCACGGUCAGCCACCUAUGCAAUACAAGUAA
Molecule: messenger RNA, 342 nt
Organism: Xylaria bambusicola
Lineage: Eukaryota; Fungi; Ascomycota; Sordariomycetes; Xylariales; Xylariaceae
Exons: 2
Coding region: 1-342 (113 amino acids)
Source: RefSeq, a predicted model, not a curated record